CCACUUGCCCUAUAAAUGGCGGGAGUCUCUCAUACCUCUAAUCUUCACUGGCGUCAACGAUUUUUACUUAUUUCACUAUCCAGUCCCUUAGGAAACCCUACAUUGUAAGUAAAACCCCCUAAACCCAAAUCUGUGAAAAUCAACAGCAGCCAAAGGGUAUAAAGCGAAAUCAGGGCUUUUUUUUGUCUCGUUUUUCUUUUUCGAGGGUAAGGAAAUUGGAGUAUUGUAUUGUAAAUUUAAAAAUGGAUGCCGCGGCCGGUGUCGCCGUCGUACGCGGUGUUUCUAUGCCGAUGUCAACGACAUCUCAGUCUUCUCGUAAGGAGUGGCGGGUAGUUACCGAGCAAUCGGCUCGAAACUCCACUAGUGAGGAGCUUUCCAAGCUAGGUCAGUCUGAUGAAAGAUUGAUAUAUGAGGUGCAGCAGGGAAGAGAGCCCACGGAUGUGGAUUUCUGCUCAAUAACUAUUGACAGGGGUUUGGACAAUGAUAUUUUGCAGCAAAGACUUCUAACGGUGGCGAAACAAAGAGAGGAAUUGCAGCACAUGGAGAUUGAACUUCGGGCACAAGUCAUUAUAAGAUCUGAGAUUAUGGAAAUGCAGAAGUCAUAUGAUGCACAGAUCAAAGAGCACGUGAAUGCAAAUGUCAAAUUUCAGGAGCAACUGCAUGAAAAGGAACAGAAGAUUCAAGAGCUUGAGAGAAAGAUGGAAGAGAAUGAAAGGGAGCUGAAUGGAAUUAGAUUAGAUAAAGAAGCGCAGGCUUGGGCCAAAGAGGAUCUUCUGAGGGAACAAAGCAAGGAGCUUCAAAGCUUCAGGAGAGAGAGGGAUAGCACUGAAGCUGAAAGGGCGCUGCAUAUCAGACAAAUCCAUGAUCUUCAGGAACAUGUUCAAGAAAAAGAACGUCAGCUCAUGGAGUUGCAGGAACAGCAUAGGAUUGCACAAGAAACCAUUGUUUUCAAAGAUGAGCAAUUAAGAGAGGCACAAGCUUGGAUUACUCGUGCUCAGGAAAUGGAUGCUUUACAAUCAACUACCAACCAUACCUUACAGGCUGAACUACGAGAACGUAUUGAGCAGUAUAAUCAACUAUGGCUUGUUUGUCAGAGACAGUUUGGUGAGAUGGAGAGAUUUCAUCUGCAUAUGCAACAACUCCAGCUUGAAUUGGCCGAUGCUAGAGAAAAGAGUGGAAGUUACUCUCAGAUAAAUUCAAAAGAUGCUUCUGAAGUUGGACAAAGCAAUGGUAGCCUGCUGGAGGUGAAUGGAAAUGGGACACCAGGUGAAAACUCUGCUAGCCUACUAAAUGGGAAUGUUGAAGUUGCCUCGUCUUUUGUUCCGGGAGGGAACAUGCCAACACAGACUGAUGCUCAUGCUGUUCCAUUUGCUCCUCCAUCCCUGCUUGGGUUGCCACCCUACCUUCCACCUGUUCAGGUGACUGCUUUGCAUCCUUUUGUAAUGCAUCAACAAGGGUUGCCCCGUACAAUACCGUCAAAUGUCACACAAUCUAUUUUCCAGACUGUACCUACUAUGUCAUCUCUUCAACCUUCACAGAACCAACAGACUGUAUCAGAUGGCCAACAGAUGCCUAUCCACCAACAAUUUCCUCUGCAAGCUGAACAGACCUCAUCGGGAGCUGCUUCUAGUUAUGACUAUGAAGUAUCUGUAAAUGGGCAAGUUCUUUCUUCUAAUUAUUUUGAUGCCAAUAUCAGUCGAGGGAUAGAGCCUAACUCCAUGGUUCCACCACCAAAUAAAGAGGGGCAGGUUCUCGAGUCUGUAGAUGAAAGCUACCCAGCUGGAACCCAAUCUCCUCAGAGCUUGCAACAAGUUUCUUCGCAGUUUCAUGAUUUGCUUAGAUUGGAUACUCUAGAACACAGUAAUGAGAUCAAGGAGAAGAAUGACAGCCCUGUGACAGAUCAUAGACUAGAAAACAGAAGUUUAAUGAUGGAACAACCUAAUUUUACUGUGAAUGUACCCUUGUCUGAGGCACUUAUUCAUGCUGUAAAUAUCGGAACAACGACGAUGAACAAUGUCUCAGGUGCAGUUUCGUCUGAUGCCACUGUUUCCACCGGGCAGAAAAAUUCAUAUGUGAUUGAAACGCCUGCAGAGAUUUCUCUCCUUGAUGAAAGAUCAUUGCUAGCUUGCAUAGUUCGAACAAUUGGAUCUGGUGGUAGAAUUAGGAUUAGUGCAACGCUUCCAAAUAGACUUGGAAAGAUGCUUGCCCCCUUUCACUGGCACGAUUAUAAGAAGUAUGGGAAGCUUGAUGACUUUGUGGCUGGUCAUACUGAAUUAUUUGUUAUUGAGGGGGACUACAUUCAGCUUCGAGAAGGUGCACAAGAAAUAAUAGCAGCCACAGCAGCUGUUGCUAAAGUUGCUGCAGCAGCAGCUGCACCUCCAUCUUCGUAUCCAACACUGUUACCUUCUGUGGCAGUCACUCCCAUGGCACAAGCCCACCGAUUGAAGGUCUCCUCUCUUGAAUUUACAUCUGCAAAUGCUGAUAAGACCAAUUUCAAUGAGAUUGCAGCCUCUAGACCCUCACAUAUUGCUGGCAAUCCUUCUAAGUUCUCUACAAUUCGGAAUCAGAAUGUGAAUGGUGCCUCCUUUAGUGUUUCUGGGGCAGUCUCAAAUAUUAAAAUUUUGAGCAAACCUAAGGAUCACAUGGAACUGAAUGGAUCUGAGAACUCUGAACUAUUGACAGUUGGAAAUGGAAUAAACACUGAUAAAGAUGGUGUUUCCCAAAGGAAGGUUGCAACUCAUGGGAAGCCUGGAGCAAGUUUAGCAGGCAAACAACAGGGCAGGGCAACUAGUGCUGCAUCAAGUCCUAGAAGAUGAAUUUAUCUGGGAUCCUGUUGGGAAAUGUCAUCACUAGAUAAACGUGCACCAAGUGCUAUUGGAGAUGAUGAGAGGAGGCAAGUUAUAUGCUCGAGUUGGUAUCUCCAAUAAUAUUUAUUUUAUGAGACUGGGUGUACUGGCUGAAUUAUAUCACAUGUUCUGUUCGAUUGGAAGAACUUGUUUUCAUUUCGUAUUUUUGUGUACUGGAAACUGUAUAUUUUACAUGCAUUGAUGUUCUGGUGCAUCAAGCAUCUUUCGGAUUUAAAAUUAUUGGAAAAAUAGUGGUUAUUUUUGCAAA
Olea europaea var. sylvestris is the source of this 3114-nucleotide messenger RNA. RefSeq lists its product as uncharacterized. The coding region runs from base 243 to 2816 and encodes 857 amino acids. The transcript is spliced from 17 exons. The record is from RefSeq and is a predicted model, not a curated record. Lineage: Eukaryota; Viridiplantae; Streptophyta; Magnoliopsida; Lamiales; Oleaceae.